Messenger RNA from Nannospalax galili (Upper Galilee mountains blind mole rat), 579 nucleotides. RefSeq names its product olfactory receptor 4C15-like. The annotation marks the transcript as partial. NCBI's taxonomy places the organism in Eukaryota, Metazoa, Chordata, Mammalia, Rodentia, Spalacidae. The transcript is spliced from 2 exons. Gene Ontology annotation, biological process: G protein-coupled receptor signaling pathway. The record is from RefSeq and is a predicted model, not a curated record. Gene Ontology annotation, cellular component: membrane. Gene Ontology annotation, molecular function: olfactory receptor activity.
UUCCUGUCCUUCUUGGAUACAUACAUUUCUUCUGUUAUCACACCUAAGAUGAUAGUAUACUUGAUCUAUGAGAGGAAAACCAUUUCCUUCAAAUGUUGCAUAACACAGGUCUUUGCUGUGCACUUCUUGACUGUGGUGGAGGUGAUUGUCUUCAUAGCCAUGGCCUAUGACUCCUAUGUGGCCAUUUGUAAGCCCUUCCAUCAUAAACAGGACAUAAACAUUUUCAUCAUUUUGGUGUUUGCCAACAGUGGGUCUAUCUGCACCAUAAUCUUCUCCUUGUUGCUGAUCUCCUAUGGUGUCAUCUUGUUUACUCUGCGAGCUCACAGUUCUGAAGGCCAACAUAAAGCUUUCUCCACAUGUGGAUCCCACAUGACUGUCGUGGUUUUGUUUUUUGUCCCAUGCAUAUUAAUAUAUGCACAACCUACAUCCUCAUUCUCCUUUGAGAAAAAUGUAGUUAUAUUUGCUACUUUACUAAGAUCAUUGCUCAGUUCUAUGAUUUACACUUUCAGGAAUAAGGAAACGAAAAAUGAGAUCAAGAAAAUGUGGAAGAGGUUGAUAGUGACUUCUAAUAAAUGUUAA